AGCAAGGAGUGCAGCCCAGCCUGCCAGCACACCUUAUAAAGCUGAGCUCAGGCAGUCCCUGCUGAGAUGGCUCUGGGUGACCUCUCUCAGAGCUGCUAAAGGGAAUCUCUUCAAGCUCCCUCCAAGGGUCUUUCAAAGAGACAUGGCACAAACUGGACUUAUGAUUUUUCUACUCAUAAGCUUACUACUGCUGGAUCAGACCAUCAGCCAGGCUUCCAAAUUCAAAGCCAGGAAGCACAGCAAACGUAGAGUGAAAGAUGACCUGAAGACCCAGAUUGACAAAUUGUGGCGAGAAGUAAAUGCUCUGAAGGAAAUACAAGCACUCCAGACAGUGUGCCUCCGUGGGACCAAGGCUCACAAGAAGUGCUACCUCAUGUCAGAAGGCACCAAGCACUUCCAUGAGGCCAAUGAGGACUGCAUAGCCAAGGGGGGAACGUUGGCUAUCCCGAGGAAUAACGAGGAAACGAACAUCCUUCGCGAUUACGGCAAGAAAAGCGUGCCCAGCGCAUCCGAGUUCUGGCUGGGUGUCACCGACAUGGUCACUGAAGGGAGGUUUGUGGAUGUCAAUGGCAUGGCUCUGCAGUACUCCAACUGGGACCGUGCCCAGCCCAACGGGGGCAAGCGGGAAAACUGCGUCUUCCUGUCUCAGGCAGCCCAGGGCAAGUGGGUGGAUGAAGUCUGCCGCACUGCCAAGAGAUACGUUUGUGAAUUCCUGAUCCCAUAAUUACAGACACAAAAGACCAGGCCAUGUUUUGGGUUAUCAACACACACUUUUGCUUAGUAACCCCUCCCACUUUGAGAGUGGCGAGUUAAAACUAUCCCUCUCCUGCCUUGAACUAACUCUUUCCUGAAACACAAGUUUUCUCUGUUAAUUUAUUUUCUAUUCACAUGCUAAAAAUGUUUAGUGAGUACUCACAUUAUGUACAGGGAUAUAUAUUAUGUUUUGGCCUAUAUUGUAUCAUAUUUUGGCAUAUUACUUCAGCCUGACAUUUGGGUUACUGGAUUUCACCUCCUAUUUCUGUACUUUAAUUAGAAAAUACUGUUGCUCUACAGUAUGAGCAGUGGGAAACCUCUCUGUUCUAAAGUUUAAGAGGGACUUUGGGAUUAUGUGAGCUGUUGUGAAAAACAACCAUCAUCCUUUACAAAGUAUAACUGGAAUAAUCUGUGGCCAAGAGUUUUAUCUAUGGGUUAAGAAUGCUGAAUGAAACAGAAAAAAAAUGGUGUUAAUUAUUUAACUACAUGCAGUACACAGUGAUACACUGCUAGAAAAAGGGGGAGUAGCUGUUUUAAAACAUCAGUUAGUCUAGACAUGUUUGCCUCUAAAUGUCUCAAUUAUGGUUAAAUAUUAGAUGUCAUUUGGAAUAUUCCCAUAGAAGAAACCAGCCUGGGAGGAGAUCGCGCUCUGCUGUGUGAAGCCCUGCUAAGCCUUGUCUCCUGCAGGCUCAGACAGGCUCUGCCAUUCACAGGGAGCUCCUGAAAGCUCCGGGAGGGAGACAGGAGCUCCCUUCUGGCACAGCAUUCCCUUCUCUCCCAUGGGAAGGGCAGCACACCCCAAGGGAACAGCAGAGUGCGGCCAGACCACACCAUGCAAAUGUCCCAGUUUAACACCUGGCAUCUGAAAAUGACGUAAAAUGUGCUGGCUGCUUUUGGCUGUUCAGAAGUUCACAAUAGAGAUUUGCCUUCAUGUCAUAAAUAGCAGUUUCUCUCCUUUUGUUUAAAUAUUUAAAUAUAUUGCUGCUUGGAGGAUAAUUCCUAUUUCUUACCUAUUAAACCUGCAAGAUCUUCUUAAAUUAUGCAAUAAAUCUGCAAUUACCAUUA
Messenger RNA from Motacilla alba alba, 1818 nucleotides. RefSeq names its product C-type lectin domain family 3 member A (gene CLEC3A). The transcript is spliced from 3 exons. The record is from RefSeq and is a predicted model, not a curated record. Bases 143 to 724 code for a protein of 193 amino acids. NCBI's taxonomy places the organism in Eukaryota, Metazoa, Chordata, Aves, Passeriformes, Motacillidae.